AUGCCUCUUUCAGAAUUGGAUUUUACCGUGUCCGACUUCGACCCUGAACACGAAGCGUUGGCAUCCACCCGCGAGUUCGGCAGUCCGCAGCUUCCCAACAUGAGACGCUCCCACGAAGAAGAAGAGGAGCCAGACUUUGUGAUCAACACGUCAACUUUGGAGCGCGCCUUUCCCGAGUUUUCUCAGUUACCCACAUCGGAGGAAGAAGACAACGAAGCAGAACAACACAGAAAUCUGGACCGCGACACCAUGUCUGAUGUCAGUGAACUGUCCAUGGAGAUGGGCCGUGGCCCCUCGGGCAAACCCUCUCGUCGCCUCGAUGACUCUCGCGACUCCAUCAUGUCGUUCCAGAAUAGCAUUCGCUCCUCCUCCCCAGCCGUUCGCGUCGACUACCCGACCCCCCAGAAGCAACCUGCCGCGCGUACGACAGCCCGACGCGCCGUGAGCGAGAACCUCCGAAAAGAUGCUCAAUUGCGACGCGCAACUCAAGCACAGAAGGAAACCAUGAGCCCCCAAGUGUCUGGCAAAUCACAACGCGACCAGCGGAGGACACUGUCGGAGAUGCACGCGAAAGUACGCGAUAACUACGACGGGUCAUUCAUCGGAGAUGAACGUCCGGCCCCAGUUACAACCAACACGCGAUCAACGCGUUUCGGUAACCUAAACAACUCCCAAGAAAUUGCCGAUGCGGUCGAGCGUGCUUCGCGGGAAGCCUACGCGAAAGAGAUGCGUAAAGCCAGUGGUGGUGGCACUCCCCGCAAGGCAAGCAACAACCACACCAACACGAUGGGCGAUACUAUGACGCGCCAGUCCUUCCUCCUUCCCGAUCUCCCCAAUAUCUCAGAGCUCGUUUCGGGUGUGUAUGAGGAUGGCACGCCCGUCUUCCCUCGUCAGCACAAGAUGCGCUCUACUCGAUUCGUGUCACCACCUCACGACGCGACCGAUGUUUCCUUUUCGCGUGAACAUAUGCCUCUCGAUGCUGUUCCAAUCCCCGAAGAUGAGAAGGCGUUGUUUGUUUCCCUCCGACUCCUGCAGGAUAAGGUCGCAGAGUUGGAGAUGUACAAAUCUGACGCGGAGAGACGAAUUGAAAACUACCGGGAGGAAAAUGCAUUGCUCAAGGCUAGCCGGUCUCGGAAUUCCGACAAGUAUGCAGUGGAGGAUGUCGACUAUAAGAAGAGCUCAAAGCGUCUGAAUUCAGAAAUUCAGAAGCUUGAAGCUGCCAAUAUAGCUCUACAGAAUCAAUUGGAUAUCGCCGACCGCAAAUCUCAAGUCCAAGAUGCAGCGGUCAAACGCCUCAACCACGAGAGAGAAUCUGCCAUUUCUCAAUUGGGCGUGGCAUAUCUUGAAACCAGAGAACUCAAGGCCGAGAAUGAUCAACUGCGCGAAGAAAAUACAAGCCUCAAGUCUCAGCUGGCCCGUGUCUCGGGCAAGUCUCGCGAUCAGGAGGUUUCAGAAACGGAUUCAAGCAUCUCCGCUUCUGAUGCUGAUGAUAGCAAUGUGUAUAGCACAGACGUGAGCCGCAGCACAAGGAACCUUACCUCCAAGAGCAGCCGCAAAAAUUUGAAGUCCAAGCGUCAGAAUGACUCUCGGGCCAAGGUCUCGACUCAGGUGGAUAAGGAGAUCUCUCGCCUUGAGAAGGAGCGCGCAGAGGAGGCCCUGUUCUCGAUUGUCAUGCCUACUUCAAAGCGGGCAUCAACAUCCAAGUCGGGUAAAUCUGGCCAUUCUGAAUCUAAGGGAUCCAGGAAACAGCCAAAUACCUCUAAGCAGCGCGUUAAGCGUGUCAUUUUGGAAGAUAUAAGCAGCGCUGUUGAGUCUACUGAACAGACGAAGGCGUCGUCAGAUGCCGAGGACCUUACGCUGCUGAGCGUUAUUGAUGAACAUGAAAUUGCCCGGCUUCGGAAAACAUUGGAGGAAGAACGAUUGUCGCGCAAGCAGCGCCGGUCCAGUGCCACAAAAGACACUACUGCCACCGAGACUGUGAACUCAACCCGCCAGAGCAUCCUCAAGGCCCCUCUUCCUCGCAAAUCAUCCCUCCGUGAACCCAAGCCCAUCAUCUCCCGCCCUGCGUCAGCUGCCGGCGAUGUCACCACCAGAUCGGCAGCUACCACGGAUGGCGACACCAGUCUCGUCGUUCCCACUGCCGAACGGCCGAGGCGUCACUCAGACCACUCCGUGGCUUCAUUGUCACAACGUAAGAAGCGCAGGAACAUUGAAGACAUGACCUCGGCCUUCAUUCUACCUGACAUCACCCUGAGCCGCGCAGAGCUGGCGGGCAACAACCCCUCUCGCCUGCCCGAGUCAGCUCAGCGAGUUCUGGACAACAUCGCCCAGCAUGACGGAAACAACUGCAUGAUUUGCAAGAACGUCCUUCCUCAUGAAGGCCCUUGCAACCACGAGGCUGUCAAGAUCCCUAAGCCCAUCCCCGUUUCAGAGCGCAUGCCAGCAACAGAAGACCCGACAAUGCGUCCCUCUCAGCCCCCUGCUGUUGCCCUGGCCACCGUUCUCAAGACACUGGAGGACGAACUCUCUCACCUGAAGAUGCAACUUGCUUCUUACCAAAGUGCCUACAACAAGCUUGACGCAUCGCUCGGCAAACGCCAGCGCAAAGCAGUCAUGCAGAAGAUCGAGACUGUGCUCAAGGACAUUGAUCUGAAGUCUGAUCAGAUCUAUGCCCUUUACGAUGUUCUCGAAACUUGCAAGGGAGAGAUCACGAAGCGAGACCUUGAUAUUACCUUGGAAUCUAUUGGCAUUGAUGUGACCGCGAACAGCGCCAAGUCUCGUUCUGGUCUGGUCGAUUUGGAGGAUGAAGAUGAAGAUGACUUACCCUGGGAGGGUAUUGAAAGCACUGCGGAGUUGACUGGUCGCACAUAA
This is a messenger RNA of Penicillium cataractarum, 2871 nucleotides long. RefSeq lists its product as uncharacterized. Gene Ontology annotation, molecular function: microtubule binding. Lineage: Eukaryota; Fungi; Ascomycota; Eurotiomycetes; Eurotiales; Aspergillaceae. Bases 1 to 2871 code for a protein of 956 amino acids. The record is from RefSeq and is a predicted model, not a curated record. The transcript is spliced from 3 exons.